Molecule: messenger RNA, 6909 nt
Organism: Oncorhynchus masou masou (cherry salmon)
Lineage: Eukaryota; Metazoa; Chordata; Actinopteri; Salmoniformes; Salmonidae
Gene: slc31a1
Product: solute carrier family 31 member 1
Exons: 5
Coding region: 4427-4984 (185 amino acids)
Biological process (GO): copper ion transmembrane transport
Cellular component (GO): plasma membrane
Molecular function (GO): copper ion transmembrane transporter activity
Source: RefSeq, a predicted model, not a curated record
AUAUAAAUGGUCGAAUCAAGAAUGUUUAGGCUACCGUUUAAUAAUUUGUAAGUCGCUCUGGAUAAGAGCGUCUGCUAAAUGACUUAAAUGUAAUGUAAUGUAAUAAUAUACAUGUUCCUUGUAUGAAAUGUAUUUCAGCUGUUUUACUUCUGCACGCUCCAAACAGUCUGACUGUUCUGGGGGGAAAAGCAUGGACUCUGUUAAUUAUAUGUUUCCUGUUUUUAUGUAUAGCUCAACCCCAGUAAGCGAAUAUAGGCGGGGUUUAGGCUUUUGUCCACAGUACUUUGAGAGCAGUCGUUUCUAAUGUGAGUCACAUCUAUAUGGUGAUCACGUGGUUUUUUUAUUGAAGGGACUAGAUCAGCUUUAAUUUUGCAGAUAGAUGCUGGGUUCUAUCAAUGUCAUUUUUUUGGCAUAAUUUCCAAUCCCCCCCAAAAUAUUUUUGUAACAUUUAUAUAUUUUUAUUUAUUUUACCUAACCCUCCCCUCCCCCAAUUGGAGUAAUCCAAGGACAACUAUAUUUAGGCUUCUACUUCCAGCUUAUACAUACUAAACCCAUUUUACGGACACGGUACAUUUUAUAUUGGUUCACUUAAUUUCUUUUCAUCGUUCAGCCACCCUCAACCCCUAAAAACGAUCCAGUCUUGACUUAUUUCUGCUGUGCUGUUUCACAUGGGCAGUACCAAAAUAAAUGAUCUAAUGAUUCUCUUUGCAGCAAAAUCUGCAGAGCUGGGAUGGUUGUAUCCUCCAUAUAAACUCAGCAAAAAAGAAAUGUCCUCUCAAUGUCAACUGUGUUUAUUUUCAGCAAACUUAACAUGUGUAAAUGUUUGUAUGAACAUAAGAUUUAACAACUGAGACAUAAACUGAACAAGUUCCACAGACAUGUGACUAACAUAAAUGGAAUAAUGUGUCCCUUAACAAAGGGGGGGUCAAAAUCAAAAGUAACAGUCACUUUCAGGUGUGGCCACCAGCUGCAUUAAGUACUGCAGUGCAUCUCCUCCUCAUGGACUGCACCAGAUUUGCCAGUUUUUGCUGUGAGAUGUUACCCCACUCUUCCACCAAGGCACCUGCAAGUUCCCAGAUGUGCUCAAUGGGAUUGAGAUCCUGGCUCUUCGCUGGCUAUGGCAGAACACUGACAUUCCUGUCUUGCAGGAAAUCAUGCACAGAACGAGCAGUAUGGCUGGUGGCAUUGUCAUGCUGGAGGGUCAUGUCAGGAUGAGCCUGCAGGAAGGGUACCGCAUGAGGGAGGAGGAUGCCUUCCCAGUAACGCACAGCGUUGAGAUUGCCUGCAAUGACAAGCCCAGUGCGAUGAUGCUGUGACACACCGCCCCAGACCAUGACGGACCCUCCAACUCAAAAUCGAUCACGCUCCAGAUUACAGGCCUCGGUGUAACGCUCAUUCCUUUGGCGAUAAACUCAAAUCCGACAGUCACCCCUGGUGAGACAAAACCGCGACUCGUCAGUGAAGAGAACUUUUUGCCAGUCUUGUCUGGUCUAACGACGGUGGGUUUGUGCCCAUAGGCAAUGUUGUUGCCGGUGAGGACCUGCCUUACAACAGGCCUACAAACCCUCAAUCCAGCCUCAUUCAGCCUAUUACGGACAGUCUGAGCACUGAUGGAGGGAUUGUGCGUGCCUGGUGUAACUCGGGCAGUUAUUGUUGCUAUCCUGUACCUGUCCUGCUGGUGUGAUGUUCAGAUGUACCGAUCCUGUGCAGGUGUUGUUACAUGUGGUCUGCCACAUCUGCAGUCCUCAUGCCUCCGGCACGUUCACGCAAAUGAGAAGGGACCCUGGGCAUCUUUCUUUUGGUGUUUUUCCAGAGUCAGUUGAAAGGCCUCUUUAGGGUCCUAGGUUUUCAUAACUGUAACCUUAAUUGCAUAGGAGUGGGAGGUCCCGGUGCACAACUGAGCACGAGGACAAGUACAUUAAUGUCUAGUUUGAGAAGCAGAGUUGUAAAGAAAAAGCCAUAUCUCAAACUGGCCAAUAAAAAGAAAAGAUUAAGAUGGGCAAAAGAACACACACUGGACAGAGGAACUCUGCCUUGAAGGCCAGCAUCCCAGAGUUGCCUCUUCACUGUUGACGUUGAGACUGGUGUUUUGGGGGUACUAUUUAAUGAAGCUUCCAGUUGAGGACUAGUGAGGCGUCUGUUUCUCAAAAUAGACACUAAUGUACUUGUCCUCUUGCUCAGUUGUGCACCGGGGCCUCCCACUCUUUCUAUUCUGGUUAAAGAAAGUUUGCCCUGUUCUGUGAAGGGAGUAGUACACCGGGUUGUAUAAGAUCUUCAGUUUAUUGGCAAUUUCUCACAUGGAAUAGCCUUCAUUUCUCAGAACAAGAAUAGACUGACGAGUUUCAGAAGAAAGUUCUUUGUUUCUGGCCAUUUUGAGCCUGUAAUCGAACCCACAAAUGCUGAUGCUCCAGAUACACAACUAGUCUAAAGAAGGCCAGUUUUAUUGCUUCUUUAAUUAGCACAACAGUUUUCAGCUGUGCUAACAUAAUUGCAAAAGGGUUUUCUAAUGAUCAAUUUGCCUUUUUAAAAUGACAAACUUGGUUAAGCUAACACAACAUGCCAAUGGAACAUGAGUGAUGGUUGCUGAUAAUGGGCCUAUGUAGAUAUUCCAUAAAAAAUCUGCCGUUCCCAGUUACAAUAGUCAUUUACAACAUUGUCUAUACUGUAUUUCUGAUCAAUUUUGUUAUUUUAAUGGGCAAAAAAAAUGCUUUUCUUUCAAAAUCAAAGGUAUUUCUAAAUGACCCCCAAACUUUUGAACGGUAGUGUAUGUAAAUAAGGUAUUUCUGUUUUUUAAAAUAAAUUUGCAAACAUUUCUGCAAACAUUUUUACGCUUUGUCAUUAUGGGGUUUUGUGUGUAUAUUGCUGAGAAUCAUUUAAAAAAAAAUCAUUUUUAGAAUAAGGCUGUAAUGUAACAAAAUGUGGAAAAGUCAGGGGGUCUGAAUACUUUCCGAAGGCACUGUAUGUUUGUGUAAUGGCUAACAUCUCGCUGUGGUAGUAACUGAGUCUAGCAGAGCAGAACAAUAUGAGGCAACAGAUGUUUUGACUGGAAACCAGCAGUUUAAAAGAUGUGGUUUUUGUCUUCAAACCAAUGUCAUUGGUUUCCCCCUCUGGGUGUUCCAGACCUUUUUCAUAUCUUGUGUUUCUCUAAUUAAUUGACAUUGUCCAUUUUAAGUGGGCAUUUAUUGUGUUAUAAAGGCAGUUUUUACAGAUGUGGCCUUGGGUUGUUUAGAUAUUAGAUUAGUUAGGGUCCUGAUGGCGCUCUCGACUCGUGGCUAAUUCUUCCUCUUCGAAUGAUUUCUCUCUUUCUGAAGUAGGGAGUGAAGGUGAUUUUCAAGGUGACCUGUCUACUAGAUUUAGAUUUAACCUGAAGCAGUGUAUGAAAUAGCCUUGGCACACGCUGGUCCGAACUGGCUUCACAGUUCUUGGGACCAUGUUGUUCUAUCUGUAGCCUAAUAUGUGUCUGUUCUUUCCUCAAUUUAGGCACUCUUCAGAUCCAACAAACGCAACUAUAAUUAGCCUAACUAUUGUAAUUGCAUUAUCAAUAACUCGAUUACAAAAUGGCAACGCUGUAAUCGUCCUCUUGACCUAUAAACGUUUAUGGUCUGGGUACUGUGCUUCCUUUUGCACGUACUUGAUGUCCAAGAAAACCGUUUCAAUCAGCGUUUACAAUAGACCCCGGCCACCAGUGGGUUCAGUACAGUAGGUUGAGGUUCAUGGUUAAAACACCUCUCAGCUGAGUCACACCAUCUCCGUCUCUCCAUAGCAAUAACACUGGGUACGUUGGAGUCUUUGACUGACUCGUGUUAAUUAUGGUCCUAACUUGUUAAUCGGUGCUAACCAAGGAGCAUUAGAGAGGAUCUGGGGCUUGUCCUCAGGAUAGUGGCAUGGUGCCAAGCCAAGAACCAGGCUACUCCAAUUCUGAGUGAUUACCCACUUCAUCCCUCUUUAAGCUCACAGAGUCAAACACGGACCGGUGUCCUUACAAAUCUGGAAAAUUUGGUUUGAGAGGACCUAAAUUCGACGUGCAGGCGUACACUUGCACACUGCAUUUUUCCUGGACUAUAAUAAGCAUGAGUCCUACACUGUGCUGAUAAGGGUGGGGCAGUGUUCCCUCUAAGCUGUGUGCGUGCUGCGCAGCUCCCCGGGACUGCUGUGCAGAAGAAAUAUCAGCCCACAGAUAGAAGCACGAGAUUGAACUUGACUUGAAUUAAGGGCUGUGUUUCCUGUAGGCUUACCCUGGCAUGAUGUUUUGAUAACCAUGUAAAUCUCCCUCGGACAUGGUGGACUUUUAUCAAUAUAUUUGUCUAUAUUUACUUCCGAAAAUGCUAAUUGGCAUCAAAGUAGACCUCAUGCAAGACUACAAAUCCCUACAAGCUCCUGCACGUCAUCUCCAGCUGACACCUUUUCUAACAGGCCUACAGUACAGAUGAACAUGAACAUGCACCAUGAUCACCACGACCACGGCACCAUGGCUCCUCCCACGGGGACAGACUCCCAUGGGGAUGGAGCAGUACACAGUGCAGGAGGAAUGAUGAUGAUGCAAAUGACCUUCUACUUUGGCUACACAAACGUGGAGCUGCUGUUUGCUGGUCUUGUCAUCAACACACCUGGAGAGAUGGCAGGGGCCUGCAUUGGUUGUUUCCUGCUGGCUGUGCUCUACGAGGGGCUGAAGAUCGGCAGGGAGUUCCUGUUGAGGAGGAACCAGGUCAACGUGCGCUAUAACUCCAUGCCUGUCCCAGGAGCAGACGGUACCAUGCUCAUGGAGACCCACAAGACUGUAGGCCAGCGGAUGCUGAGUCUGUCCCACUUGCUGCAGACGGUGUUACACAUCAUCCAGGUGAUGGUCAGCUACUUCCUUAUGUUGGUCUUCAUGACCUACAACGCUUACCUGUGUAUCGCCGUGGCAGCGGGGGCCGGGGUGGGAUACUUCUUAUUCAGCUGGAAAAAGGCUGUGGUUGUUGACAUUACCGAACACUGUCACUGACACCCCCAUCUGGUCUAUUCAUCCUACCACACACGUAAAACACACACACAGGCAUUCUCCUUUCAAUCCCCAUCAUCAUGCAUUGUUUUUGCAUGUUACACAUUUGGACAGUUCACUUUGUCACACUAAAGCUUGAUGGUAAAUCUGAAUUAUGACCAUGAGCUUUUACAUUUGUGACUGUCUGUCCUAUUGGUAGCUCUAAGACUACCCAUGUCACCGUAACGCAAUGUUUGUAUUCCAAAUUCUUACGCCUCCCGUCUCAAUCUCCACGUCUCUGUCAAAAGAGCUGAACGUUCACUCUUCCCCCAGUCGUGCCAUUCUCAAUCAGUAUUUUUAUUAUUGCGCAACAAUCGGUGACCGUUCAUCCUUACAGCAUCGGACCUAGGGUUUUCUGCUCAUACAGGGCAUUGCGACAUUUACAACCACUUUCUCAUUGAAGAACAGUGUGCUGGUACAAGCAAGGAGUAGUUAUAUGAAUAGGGCCUAUAGUAUCUCCUGGCCAGGGAACAAUGCUGGGCCCUAGUUGAAGCAUUCUGAAGCCAAGUCCUCUGCAUUUCAUCUGACUGUCCGAUGGGGGUCAUAAAUAAUCAGUGUCUCACAACGGGAGUCAAAGGUCAUACUUGAGAUUGGCUGUAUAACUGAGCCUUAGUAAACCCCUUUGCCUUAAAGGAGGAAAACAUGUGACAGCCUAGGCCAACUGUAGACAGGACCCAUAGUCUACUGAUAAGUGCCAGCACCAUUUUAAAGAAGUUUGUCCUUGUAUUGUUCACGUGAUUAUAUGACAAGCCUUAAAACCAUCAUGAUACACACUGCUAUGCAAUGUUCCAUUUUGGAUUAUUAUUAUUUUUUUAACUCAGUAUUUACAAAUAACUCUUCACUUAAGAGUAGGCUUGAUCUGACCCAUAAAUGUACAAUAACAAUUGGCUCUUGCACAUUAAGAAGCCAAUGUAAAUAGAAAUAUAUGUACAUGUCAAACCUGCUGCUCAUAUCACCUCCAACGAAGAUAAUUUUACAUCUAAAUUCAAGUGUCUGCCUUUCUAAAUCUUCACUACCAUAAAUUGUUGCUGGCCAAAUCUUUAAUUUGCUUGUUUCAAGAAACAAAUUAAUGUUGAACAGAUUACUGGGUCUAAUCUGAGCACAUAAGGAGGUCCCUAAACCUCAACCUAAAAAGGGUUAACUUUAUCACUUGAAGUGGGAUUCCCCACUAUAAUUUGGGAGUAACUUUUGGUGUGUUUAUUCAAUGGGCUUAAAGUAGCACAUGUCAACACAACAUGGAUACUAGUGUCCUUAUUGGAGCAAGUGCUCAGGUCCCAAGGACAAGCAGAUAACUCUGGGAAAGUAGGAGGCUGGAUCCAGUGCUUUCUCAGACUGGCCAAGUAACACAUGAUUUCUGCACGACUCUGUGACCCAUCAGUGCUUAGGCCACACACUACAGGCAGUACAUACUUUGACAGAAGGGUGAUUUCUAUGAAGUAUAACCUAAAAGAGAAAAUAUUUCCCUUUUAGGUAUGUCUUUUUAGUUUGUUAAUGGUUUACUUCUUUUUUUUGAGAUAAAUGACUGUAGUAAAUGUUUAUCAGUUGCCUGAGUGACAUUGUGUUGUGCCUGGUUUGGGGAUCAAAUUCCUAGUUGCUAUAACUGGAUUUAACAGCCACGUGUUCUCAUUUACAUUGCAAUAAAGCCAGGGACAUUAAUAUAUACUUUAACAUAAUAACUGUUUCUGCUUUACCAUGUGAGAUCAAUGUAUAAAGAGGAUAUAUUAGUCAACUGUACAAAUGGAGUGUUGAAGUAAAUUGGCCAAAAACAAGUGGGAAUCUGACCACCACUCCAGCGCAGCAUCGGUGUGAACAUGUCUGUAUAGUUUUACAUAUUUAUAGUGUUGUAAUCUUUCUAGAGAACACAAGUAAUAAAUUGUAUCAUUCAAGAA